AUGGCCUCCACGUCUACUUCCUCAGCCUCAUCAACUUUUCCCGUUCGUGGACAACCGAACAGUUCUCCAGGCACUGGACACGGCCACAGCCACCUUUCUCAACAACUGCUCUUUGGAUCCAGUUCCGGUAGUGCACUUGCUGGCGGAUACACUUCAACCGGAAGCGGUCUAGGGCACUCCAGCUCGAGCAGCAUUCUCUCGCAGAACUCGCUGGCUGUUGCCGGCAACAGCAGCAACAACAACGCCGACGACAAGGCGUACACGCAGAACGCCCUCAAGUUGAUUCGCAACUCACUGCAGCCGUUUGCCACUAAGCACAACGGAAGUGGCGGCAGCAAUGGCCUUGAUCGUCGACCUUCCAGCGCCUCCAGCAACGCCUCCAGCUCCAAUUCAGUGCCGGUGGCGGCUGCGGGCACCACCAAUCACUCAUUCGGUCAGCUGCUUCUACAGCAGGCGUCAUCGGCUGCGGAAAAGAUCUCAACACUGAGCAGCAGUGAGCUGGCCGUUUUUGAGGAGAACCUUCGAAAGCAACUGCAACCAUUGCUUAGUACAAACAACAACAACAGCGGUAGCAGCAGCAAAAACGUUGUCAACAACUGUCAAACACCGAAGGAAACUCAAGCAAAGAAGACCACCAGUGCCACCGAUGUGAUGCUUUCAUCAAACACCAAACCCAAUGCAACCUCUUCCUCCUCUUCCUCUUCUCAGAUAUACCCCAAUCCCCCACUGCAAUAUCACCAGCUGCCUUCUCACCCCAUUGUCAUCGAUCGGAUGAAUCUCUACCAGCAGGCACAUGUUGCCGGUGGACAGACGGCGGCACCGGUCUCUAAACUGUUAGCCUGUCAGAGAUCACCAGGUUUGGGCGCAAAUGCGUCGACAAACCAGCAAACCAGUAGUGGCACAAACAGGUCGACACAACAGCAGCAAAUGUACAACAGCAGAAAUGAUGAAAGCAGUCAAAACUACUUUAACCUAGGUGAUAAUGCGUUUUCAGACAGCAAAAACAACAACACCAACUCCGAUUACCACAAUCGCCUUCAGCUGCUGCCCAACCAGCCAAAAGUACUCAACAGCGCCGGUGUUCCUGUCACCAGCGCCGAUGGCCGCUAUCAUUCUCAUCAACAGCAACAACAGCAGCAUCAGUCAAACACGCCCACCUAUUCGCCAUCCUCUGUUCCAGCUGCUUUUCACUCAAAGGUGGCGCCCACUGAUUCAACCAGUGCCACUUCAGGCUACUCCUCCAGUUCAUCGCUGAACAGUGGUCAGCAGCCACAACAACAACAACAACAACAUCAACAGCUACUGCAACAGCAAAACUCCACAUCAUCGUUAGCAUCCACCAACUCUUCACCCUCCUCUUCACCCUAUCCUCGCCACUUACUCCACUCUAAUGGGGCUACCUGUCUGCCGGCACUGCUUGAGUCCGCUUCCUUCACAUCCUCUUCAAAUGGACCAACGACAUCAGGCGACUCUAGUCAACAACAACAACAACAACAACAACUGCUGCCACAAUCAACAACUGCCGCCUACAUGAAACUUCUGGCUGCCUCGAGGAAACAACCAAAUGGUUCAGCCCUCCUCCAUCAGAGUAGAUCAGCCUCAGCCAUUCCAAAUGGAGUUCCACCCUCUUUCUCUUUGAAUGGUUUUACUGUGCCAACGCCGCCACCACCUCCACUUCCGCCUCACCGUACAGCGGCGAAUGCUCCCACUCCACCGCCCAUACCACCGCAUAAUAAUACUAGUGCCAGUGCCAGUGCCUGCAACUCAACAGCAGUCACAGCAACGACGACGACAACAACUACAACAACAGCAACAACAACUUCUCAAGCCAUCAACUCAUCAAGCUCACACUCAAAUCACUGUGAUUCACAACAACAACAACAACAACAUCAGCAGCAGCCUCAGCAGCUGUCUCUGAGCACCGCCAGUCUGGUCAGCGCCGUCGCCAACAAUCCCCAACUCCAACAGUACAUUAGAGAGCACAUGAGCGCAGCGGUGAACGGAACGACCACUACUACAACUACCACCAGUGGAGCUCUCUCAGCGG
Messenger RNA from Rhagoletis zephyria (snowberry fruit fly), 2047 nucleotides. Lineage: Eukaryota; Metazoa; Arthropoda; Insecta; Diptera; Tephritidae. The record is from RefSeq and is a predicted model, not a curated record.